Trachymyrmex septentrionalis is the source of this 1332-nucleotide messenger RNA. RefSeq names its product erlin-1-like. Lineage: Eukaryota; Metazoa; Arthropoda; Insecta; Hymenoptera; Formicidae. Bases 278 to 1261 code for a protein of 327 amino acids. Gene Ontology annotation, biological process: SREBP signaling pathway. Gene Ontology annotation, cellular component: endoplasmic reticulum; endoplasmic reticulum membrane. The record is from RefSeq and is a predicted model, not a curated record. Gene Ontology annotation, molecular function: cholesterol binding; ubiquitin protein ligase binding. The transcript has 5 exons.
GCGCUAUGAAUCAAUGAAUGCGCUAUAGCUAUCAGUUGAAAUAGAAAUGUCGAAGGAUUUAUUUCACAAAUAUGACCUUAAUGGGCGGUGUUGUGAUUUAUAGUUAUAAUUACAUAUUUAUUAUCGUAUUGUAAUAUAUACUUUCCGUCCUCUGGAUGAAGGUAUGCUUGCUUAAUGCAUUUACCGAAAAGAUAACCUCUUUUGAUGGUACUUCGAAUUUUGAGAAAUCGUGCCAGCGGCCGGUGGAUUUGCUAAUUUGUAUUAUAAACGAGCAACUAUGUUUGACCAAAGAAUCAUAGCAAUCUGUUUUCUUGUGUGCUUUGUAAUAGUAUUUAACUUCUCUCUUCAUCGCAUUGAAGAGGGUCAUGUGGGGGUGUACUUUCGAGGUGGCGCACUAUUACCUCAAGUGAGUAAUCCAGGAUUUCACAUGAUGAUACCAUUUCUGACCACAUAUCGUUCAGUUCAAGUAACUCUACAAACAGAUGAAGUAAAGAAUGUACCAUGUGGAACUAGCGGUGGUGUUAUAAUCUACUUUGAUCGUAUAGAAGUUGUAAAUAUAUUGGAUGCAAACAGUGUUUACAAUAUGGUGAGAAAUUUCACAGCUGAUUAUGAUCGCACUUUAAUUUUUAACAAAGUGCAUCAUGAAUUAAAUCAAUUUUGUUCUGUACAUACACUACAUGAAGUAUACAUAGAUCUGUUUGAUCAAAUUGAUGAGAAUCUAAAGACUGCGCUUCAAAGAGAUUUGAAUGAAUUAGCACCUGGUCUUAAUAUACAAGCUGUAAGAGUAACAAAACCGAAAAUUCCUGAAACAAUCAGGAAGAACUAUGAAUUAAUGGAAGCAGAGAAAACGAAACUGUUGAUAUCUACACAACAUCAGAAAGUAGUGGAAAAAGAUGCUGAGACUGAUCGCAAGAAAGCCAUUAUUGAAGCUGAAAAAGAAGCGCAAGUUGCAAAGAUUCAAUAUAAUCAAAAGAUUAUGGAGAAAGAAUCCCUGCAGCAAAUGGCUGCGAUAGAGGACGAGAUGCAUUUAGCAAGACAAAAGAGUCGUUCUGAUGCAGAAUUUUACCAGAUGAAAAUGCAAGCUGAGGCGAAUAAAUUACUUUUGUCUCAAGAAUUCUUAGAGCUCAAAAAGUAUGAGUCAUUGGCACACAAUACGAAAAUAUAUUACGGGCAAGACAUUCCAAGAAUGUUUGCAUAUGGAAGUUGUUCGAAUGAUGUCAAUUUUAAAUCUAAUAGCAAUAUUGAAGAGAAAAAGUUAUGAGCAAUGAAUAAUGCUCUACAAUUUAUAUCUUAUUAUUAUUAUUAUUAUUACAUAAGAUGAAAUAUGAGUAA